Aspergillus heteromorphus CBS 117.55 is the source of this 1880-nucleotide messenger RNA. RefSeq lists its product as uncharacterized. Lineage: Eukaryota; Fungi; Ascomycota; Eurotiomycetes; Eurotiales; Aspergillaceae. The record is from RefSeq and is a predicted model, not a curated record. The transcript is spliced from 2 exons. The coding region runs from base 130 to 1647 and encodes 505 amino acids.
UGGUUCUCGUUCUCGUUCCUCCCCUCGACUCGUCUCAUUAUAACCAGACCAGCCCAAUGGCAGGAGGCCCACGGACCGUGCAGCUUGACCCGUUCCGUUGAAUUGAUUCCGCCAGGUGCCGAAGUGAAGAUGUUAGAUGAGAAUCUGCCCACCUUCUACCUCAAACUCAACAAGCAAUCCAAACUCUGGACCAUCUACCUGUGCCAACACGGCAACGACCCGGACCCAGCCUACGCCCUCCGCUACCCAGAGCCGUCCUCCCCCUCGUCGCAGAACCGCUACGCCUCGGCCCUCUACGACCCCUACGUGCCCGACAUCCUCUUCGGCGAAGUCCUGAUCAUCCCAGAAUGGACGCAACCCAGCCUCUCCGCGGAAUCCAUCCGACUGAACAACGGGGUCCCGCCCCCUCCUGAACCCCUCCUCCCGUCCCAAUUCACCAUCAACCUCUACAACCCCGACCAGCAAGUCGUCGUGCACUUCAAGCCCAAGACAUGGAACAGCGGCGCGACGUGGACCUUCGAGAUGCCACAGCACAGCUUCCGACAGCCUUCCUCCUCGACGCUCGACCGCACCCAAACAGACCCCGCCAUGGCCGACACCACGCCCAAACUCCGCUUCACCUGGCGGAAGGACGGCAAGCUGUCCAAGGACAUGACGUGUUUCAUGUCCGGGAAGACAACCACCAUCCCCGAGACGAAAGCCAAGAGCAAGGAGCCGGACAUCACCGUGUCGAUAUUCAAGGGUCAGCGUGAGUUGACCCUCUACGAACCGAAUCUGUAUCGCGUCGAAAUGGAGGAUUUCAAGGGUCUGGAGGUCGUGUUGCUUCUGGGCGCUGUUACUAUCCGAGACGUGUAUUUCGCGUCAAUGAAGGAUGCGUUCCACGUCACCAAGCCAGCGAACAUGAUGGCGUCGUCACCGGGGGCAGGAGUGGGCGCGGGGGGUUCGAAACCCCUCCCUGGUAUUCCUGCCGUCGCCUCGGGCGCACUCACUUCGCCAUCACGGCCCCAACCCCAGUCCCCCCGCAAAAGCUCCAAACAACUCGACGAAGAGCGCCGCACCCAACAACUCCUCGAACAGGAAGCCUCCGAGCGCCGCGCGCGCCAAGCCCAGCGCCAGGCCGAAAUCGACCGCGAAACCCGUCGCCUGCAGAGCAUCUACGGACAAGAGGAGGAGCGCGCGCGCAUGCAGACCCCCGCGUUACCACCACGCCAACAACCACAGCCACAACCACAGCAACAGACACAGGCACAACCCCCCCGUCGACGUCCCCACUCGGGCAUCCUCCCGCAGCUCCAGACACGCUUCCCGGCUGGCCCUGUCCCCUCACAGUCCCAGUCUCAGCCUCAGUUGCAGACGCCGACGCAGACGCAGUCCACACAACAUCUCCCCCUCCGACCCGCAAACCAGCCGCAUUACUCGUAUCCGUACCAGGACGGAAGACGGCGGCAGCAGACGGGUCCGUACCUGUCCACCGGGGGAGGGGGGAUGAGUGAUCCGCGGCGGCAGUCGGCGGUGCGGUUUGCGUUGCCCGAGGAGGGGGAUGAGCCCGGGCCGGCGCUGCAGCCGAAGAAGAGCAGUUUCUUUAGAUUGAGGAGGUCGUCGGCGGAUGAGGCGAAGUUGAGUAAGAAGAGGAGUUCGAUGUUUUGAUUGAUGGUUUUAUUUUUAUGGUGGUGUUGGUUUGAUACCCGGUUUGUAUGUGCCGAUGGGAUGGAUGGAUGGAUGGAUGGAUGGAGGGAAAUGGAGUAUGAGGGUUAUACAUCAAUAUUAUUCUUCCCGGUGUGUGUAUUCAACCCGUACACUGUAGCUGGGAUAUGGUUAUAGUUAUAGGAGGGAUCUGUAACUUGGACUAGGGAUCCAUCCUACUUUCUAGGAACUCAUUA